AUGCUUAACGAUAAAGUGGGGGCUAUAGUCAAUGUUAACAGGAUCAAAGCAAGUCACUGGACAGUAACAUUAAAUAUAAAUGCAAAGAAGAUCGUAUUUAAGAUUGACACUGGUGCAGAUGUUAAUAUUCUUUCCACCAAAGAUCUUGAUAGCUUAUCUCUACCUAACUGUUUUGAGGUUCAACCAUCAACAACCAAGCUUGAGGCUUUUUGUGGGUUCAAAAUAAACACAGUGGGGGAAGUAACACUGCCAGUUACAGUGGCUUCUAAAUUGUACAACAUCACAUUUAUUGUGGUUGAUUCUGAAAAGACAACACCAAUAAUAGGACUUAAUUCAUCAAUUGCAAUGGGCCUCAUCAAGAGAAUAUCUAUUGAUGCAGUAAGCAAAAUACCCGACGUACAAACGCUGGUUGAAGAGAAUAAAGAUGUAUUUGUAAACCAAGGUUGUUUUCCUGAAGUACUGAAACUGAAACUUAAGGAAGGGGCUGUUCCAAGAAGUUCACCUGCCCGUAGAAUACCUAACAAAUUAAUGGAUCGUCUUAAGCAGAAGCUGGAUUCGUUGGUAUCAAGAAACAUAAUUGAGAAAUGUGAAUCUGGAGAAUGGGUACACAACCUCGUUAUAGUGGAAAAACAUAAAACUGGAGAUUUGAGAGUUUGUCUAGACCCAAAGGAAUUGAAUAAAAGUUUGAUUCGAGACUAUGUUUUAAUCCCAACUCUUGAUGAAAUUACCACUAAGUUAGCUAAGAAAAAAUACUUCUGUGUGUUUGAUUUGAAGGAUGGGUUCCAUCAGGUUCCCUUGGAUCCAGAGUCUUCAAAACUGUGUACAUUUAGCACUCCGUUUGGCACUUAUCGUUAUUUACGAGCACCAUUUGGUCUCUCAGUUCUUCCAGAGUACUUUCAUGAAACAACAUCAAAGUUUUUUAGUGACGUUAAGGGGGUUGUAGUGUACUUUGACGAUAUUCUGUGUGCAGCAGAAACAAAAGAAGAGUUAUACAAAAUUGUAGGUACUUGA
Molecule: messenger RNA, 1011 nt
Organism: Macrosteles quadrilineatus (aster leafhopper)
Lineage: Eukaryota; Metazoa; Arthropoda; Insecta; Hemiptera; Cicadellidae
Exons: 1
Coding region: 1-1011 (336 amino acids)
Source: RefSeq, a predicted model, not a curated record